UACCGCGAUCCCGUCAACUUCCAGACGGAAAGGCCUAGUGGAAAGAUGUGCAAAUCAUACUUCAGUCGCUUUAAGGAGACUGGCGGCCCUGGCUGCACAGAGCGCUUUAUUCAUACAAUGGACUUAUGGUUUAUCUCCGCGGCCAAGGAGGCGGAGAACCGCGUCAAGGGACAUAUCGAUGAUGUUGAAUCUUACAUCGAAUUUAGGCGCAACUUGAGCGGCUGCAAGCCUUGCUUUGCCUUUAUCGAGUUCGCCUGUCAGAUUGAUCUUCCCGACGAAGUAGUCUCGCAUCCAGUCAUCAUGGCGCUGGAGGAGGCUGCCAAUGACUUCAUUUCUUGGUCAAAUGAUAUUUUCUCCUAUAACGUAGAGCAAUCUCGUCAUAGCACCCAUAAUUUGGUUGCUGUGCUCAUUGUCAAAAAAGGUCUCGACCUGCAAGGCGCUAUUGACUACUGCGCCCAGCUAUGCAAUAUCUCCCUCCAACGCUUCGAAGAAACCCGUGCUGUUCUCCCCUCGUGGGGAGAAGAAGUCGACAAGGAUGUGGCUAAGUACGUCGAAGGACUGCAGAACUGGAUUACCGGUACGCUGCAGUGGUCCUUUGAGUCCGCCCGCUAUUUCGGGAAGGAUGCGCAUAUCGUCAAGCAGAACAGAAUUGUCAAGCUGCUUCCCAAGCGACCAUUGUGAAAUCCACAGCUAUUGCUGUAUGUAAGACCGUUUCCUUCUUGCCUGUGAUGCACGAUUCUCAUUGCGAUGACUACCAUUAUAGAAAGUUACAUCAUUGUCUAUGUCUUGCUUCGUGUGAAGCUGCGUUUUUUU
This is a messenger RNA of Suillus discolor, 813 nucleotides long. Its product is annotated as isoprenoid synthase domain-containing protein. The transcript has 3 exons. The annotation marks the transcript as partial. The record is from RefSeq and is a predicted model, not a curated record. Lineage: Eukaryota; Fungi; Basidiomycota; Agaricomycetes; Boletales; Suillaceae.